AUGGUCCACCGCAUCGCUUUCUGGAGUUGCUUCGGCCUCGCCGUGCGCUUCUGGCAGGUCGGCAUCGAGAUGCGGCCGUUCUUCAACAAGUCGUCCCUGUGGGCGUACCCGCUGUACGCGGCCGGCGGGGCGAGCUUCGGGUACUGGCUGCAGGGGGUCGACGACAGGCAGUCUGCGAUGCUGAGCGAGCGAAAGGCCUACUUGCUGGAGAAGAGGAAGAGGAAGGCGGAGCGGGAGGCCGAGGAGGCGGGGGAUGCCGCCGCCGCGGCGAUGCAGUAA
Ustilaginoidea virens is the source of this 279-nucleotide messenger RNA. RefSeq lists its product as uncharacterized. Lineage: Eukaryota; Fungi; Ascomycota; Sordariomycetes; Hypocreales; Clavicipitaceae. Bases 1 to 279 code for a protein of 92 amino acids. The record is from RefSeq and is a predicted model, not a curated record. The transcript is spliced from 2 exons.